Molecule: messenger RNA, 1783 nt
Organism: Elgaria multicarinata webbii
Lineage: Eukaryota; Metazoa; Chordata; Lepidosauria; Squamata; Anguidae
Product: protein SSUH2 homolog
Exons: 13
Coding region: 90-1265 (391 amino acids)
Molecular function (GO): heat shock protein binding
Source: RefSeq, a predicted model, not a curated record
GAGAAAGGGGCGGGGGCGCGUGGGCGCCGACGAGGAAGGCCUUCGAGAAGCGUUCGCUCGCGGUUUCGAGUGGUGUCGUUCGAGCAGCCAUGGCGGAGGGGAGCCAGGCCAUCCGAGUACCAGCUCACCAGAAUUAUGGAACUAUUGAUCAGAUACCUACUCAAUGGGCAUUUGGUGCCAUCCCUCCCAGGGACCUGAUUCAAAUUCCAGGACCUUCUGCUCCUCCUGUCAUGAGCCAUGUCUCUGGCUAUGAAGGCACAACAGCUGGAGAUGGUGGAGGAAAAUAUUUCCCUCCUCCACCUGACUUGGUUUCUAACCAUGGAGGCCAGCCACCCCCAGCUCUGAGAGACUGGAAUAUUCCUGCCAUUUCAGAAGAUGAAGCCAAAGAAGCUUUUAUCCAGUAUGCUGCAAGCAAAUGCUGCUAUAGCCAAAACCCAGCCAGAGAGAUGUUGUUUGAGGAUCUACAGUCAUUCAAUACCUACCGAUAUCGUUUGGAGACCUUCACUGAAUCAAGGUCCACUGCAUGGAAAUCAGAACCUUACAAUGGUGAAGGGGUCGAUUCCUAUCUGUGCGGUGUACCUCCUUUGCCUUGGGAUAUAAGAAUGGAAAUUCCUGACAUGUUCAGAGAUCACAUCAAGAGAACCAAAGUGCCUCACACAUCGUCAGUAAAGGGAUGCCAAACGUGUGGAUGCUCUGGUAGACGUCCCUGCAGUGAAUGCCAUGGCCUCUCUAGGAAAGAGUGUUGGGUAUGUAAUGGAAGAGGUGUCCGGCUGAGCGACAAAAAGUGCACAACAUGCUCAGGAACUGGAUCUAGCAUAUGCAAUAGUUGUUCUGGUCUGGGAACAAAAGCAUGCCCAGACUGCAAAGGAAGAGGACAGCUGCUGUCAUUUAUUGAGCUGCAAGUUGAAUGGCAAAAUAAUAUUUUUGAAUACCUGGUAGAUCAAAGAACUGGGUUUCCUACUGAACUCUUCAAAGAAGUUAAUGGAAAGAAGUUGUUUGUCAAUGAGGAGUAUAUGGUACAUCCAGUGAUUAGUUUUCCUCAAAGUGACAUCAAUAAAGCCUCUCGGAAUGCUGUUGAACAACAUAUGACUCAGUUUGGAUCCACAACUCGGAUAUUGCGGCAGAGACAAACAAUUGAACUGAUAUUUCUUACCAAGGUGGAAUAUGAGUGGCAUGGGAAAUCCUACUCUUAUUUUGUUUACGGAAAUGAACACAAUGUGUAUGCAGAGGAUUAUCCUAAGAAGUGUUGCUGUACUAUCAUAUGAUUUAGGGAUCAUGGCAACCACUGUCGAGGGAGCAGUAUUGAUUAGCCCUUCUGGGUUAUAGUGGUGUGCAUGUCCUACACUGACCUACGUGAUAAGUGCAUUUUAACCUAUGUUAUAAGUAUGAUAACAGAUGAUAUCUCUUAAAAUUUGAAAUACUGUGCAGCUUAUGAAACCUUAAGAUUACUGAUCAAAAGUGUGCUGUAAUAUUUGUAUGUAUUUCUGUGCAACUGAUGUCUAUGAUGUCCCAUAUGUACCUGCCAGGGUUCUUCUCCAUGAGCCCCUGCCAAAGGAAGUGAGGCAGGUGGCUAUCGGGAGGAGGGCCUUCUCUGCUGUGGCACCCCGGCUGUGGAAUGAGCUCCCUAAGAGGUUCACCUAUAUUCUUUCAGACGCUAGGUGAAGACCUUUUUAUUCUCUCAGUAUUUUAACAGUCUAUAAAUUAAUUUUAACUUGGCGGUUUUAAAUUUGUAUUUUAAAUUUGUAUUUCAAAUAAAUAAAUUUUUGCACUGCUGCUGAUUUUA